AUGGUUGGAUAUGGCGUUGCUGCAACAACUAAAUCUACAAAAGCAAAGGAAGCUUCGGGCAGCCUGAGAACCGAGAUGCGUGAUGAUUACCUGUACGAUGACCGUUCAAGGACCAAUGUUCCUAAACGAGAAUAUCGACAGAGAUCGAACCAUACAAACCUUUCUGAGUCCCGAUCAGUAUCCCAAGACAAAUCUGCCUCGAGAUAUCACGACCUCCGUCAGGAGCUAAGAAAAAGAAGAGACUCGCGUGGUCGUGAGGUAUGGAAUCGCCUAGAUCGUAGCAAUCUCGAGAAGCGACAUUCAGGCAGAGAUCGAUACCACCCGUAUGAGAAAUCAACGAGUGAACGGAGGGGCUCUCGGGAUUUGAGAAAAGAUUCCCAGCAAGUCUGGCGUCCAAAAAAACCCCAACAACUCGAUACCCCGACCUCUAGAAUCUCUAAUCAGGAGAGAGCUGUACGAGAACCGCCCUCGGACUCGCAACGAACUGUUUCUGAUAUACCAAAUAAUAGGGAAAGGAGCCAGAACCAAGCUAAGGGCCUGCUGAUCACAUAUCCUACUGAAGCUGAGAAAGAGCUAGUCUGGAAGAGAAAGGGGAAGGAACAUGCGGUGGAACUCUCAAAAGAGGAAAAACUGCUGAGGUACAUGGAACAACCUCCACCAUUGAGGAACCUCUCUAUCACAGAACCGGCCCCUCACAGAGCUCCAAAUCCCGAAAACGAGACACAACAACUUCCGGACCCAAAUGCUCUCCUGCUACCUCCAUCAGACACAAUGGUGCCAAUCUCCCCAAUGGAGGAAGAGUUCCUAGCGGCUAUGGAAGAGGGAGAACUCGAUGAAACCCUCACGGCGGCACAAAUCGACUACAUGAUCAAUGAACUUGCUGAGAGUGGACUGGAUGAUGAGAUGCUGGAGAAUGAUGACCUUCUCGGAGAGGAACUGGCUUCUGAUGAGGAAAAGAUUGAUGCUAUUUCACAACUCUCUCCACUGGUUUUUCAGGAUAAAGAGUAUGAUGACGAGAUGCAGGAACAAGAGGCUGAGAUCCCACAGAACAAAGACAAGGGGCUCCAGAACACCCCUCAAGGAAGAAAGAAGAGAUCCGUACCCAGUCCGGAGAAGAAGGGUCGACAUGCCUCGAGGAAACUCCAAGCUCUCCGCCUCAAACCAUCUCCAAAGAAGAAGCCACCAACGGGUAAAACAUCAAAACCUUUGGCUUCAUCUCGUCUCCCUCAUAAUGAGGUGUUUCCCUCUGCUCUAAGCAAGAGAUCUUCUACUGUUUUAGGUUCGGUGGUGUCCCAGAAACCACCCAAGGGGCUAAUCGGUGGACUAGCUUUGUUUUACUUUGAUUCUUUUAAUGUCAAGAUUAUCUCCUCAAACAACCGGCUAAUUGACAUCGAAGCCACCAUUGAAGAACAUAAAGUUUUUAUGUCUUUUAUUUAUGGAGAUCCGGUAUAUGAACGCCGUGACAAAGUAUGGGAUCAACUUAGUCAACUCAGCUUGACUAGACAUGGACCAUGGUUUAUGAUCGGAGAUUUCAACGAGAUGGUAGGGAAUCACGAGAAAAGAGGAGGAAGACGACGCGCUGAAUCAUCCUUCUUACCAUUUCGGUGCAUGCUCGAUGAUUGUGGCAUGAUAUUGUUUCUAUGUAAAGGUAAUUUCUUAUCAUGGAUGGGCUAUCGCAGCUCAGGAAAAGUACAAUGCCGGCUUGAUCGUGCAGUGGGGAAUGAGGAUUGGCACCACUGUUUUUCCCACACUAAUGUGGAGUAUCUAAGGUUAUGGGAUUCAGACCAUAGGCCAGUUUUGGCUAGAAUCUCUUCUAAAAUCAUCAAGGCCAAACGAAAUUUCAAAUUUGAUAAAAGAUGGCUCGGCCAAGAGGGCUUUAGAAUGACAGUCGAGAGAGGAUGGGGUCUUUCACGAGAUGUGGAACGGGGGAAUAUACAUGCAAAAGUUCACACAUGUCGUCGUGCUAUAUCUGCAUGGAAGAAAACAAACCAGACUAAUUCACAAAAAAAAAUCGAAGACCUAAAAGAGAAGCUGGAACGUGCACAAAGAAGGGGACCGAAAUACCAAAUUCUUCCAUGCCACCACCAAGCAAAGAAGAGCAAGAAAUCGGGUCACAAAGCUAAAAAAAAAAACGAUGGAACAUGGGCUGAGACGGAGGCCGGUAUUGAAACAGUAGCGACGGAGUAUUUUCAAAACUUGUUCACAUCAUCUCAACCACGGGAUUUCGAAGAAGCACUCCGCUACGUGCCAACACAGGUCACUCCUAAUAUAAAUCAAGCACUAAAAAAGCGCCCUACCACGGAGGAGAUCCAACAAGCAAUAAAAGAGAUAAAUCCUGCUCCCGGCCCCGACGGUAUGACAAGCCUUUUCUUCCAACAAUUUUGGGAUGUCACUGCAAAUGAUAUAAUAUCUAUGGUCAAGGAUUUCUACAUAAGCGGAACUCUAGACCCAAGGCUGAACAAUACAAAUAUCUGUCUCAUCCCAAAGAUAGAACGGCCAAAAGAAAUGGCGGAGUUUCGACCCAUAAGCCUCUGCAAUGUUAGCUACAAGAUUAUCUCGAAAAUCUUAUGCAAACGUUUAAAACGUUUUCUCCCGAAAUUGAUCUCGGAGACCCAAUCAGCCUUUGUGGCUAGACGGCUUAUCACAGACAACAUAUUGAUCGCUCAAGAAGCUUUUCAUGCUCUCAGAACAAACCCCAGCUGCAAAUCUAAGUUCAUGGCUAUCAAGACAGAUAUGAGUAAAGCAUAUGAUAGAGUGGAGUGGAGCUUUCUCAAGGCACUCAUGCUUAAAAUGGGAUUUGCAGAAAAAUGGGUCUCUUGGAUCAUGUCUUGUAUCUCUUCAGUCUCUUACCAAGUAUUACUGAAUUGGGAAGCAAAAGGACACAUACAACCUUCAAGGGGGCUCCGUCAAGGUGAUCCGUUAUCACCCUUUCUCUUUAUCAUAUUAACAGAGGCCUUGAUAGCUCAAAUUCGCGGAGCUGAAGAAGAAGGAAGACUUACGGGUCUUAAGAUAGCAAGGAAUAGCCCACCAAUAUCACACCUCCUCUUUGCAGACGAUAGCUUAUUUUUUUGCAAAGCAGAUGUCCCGCAAUGUGCGGAGGUAAUGAGGAUCAUAGAGACAUAUGGACGGGCAACUGGACAACAACUAAAUGCCUCUAAAUCCUCUGUCUUUUUGGCAAGAAAGUCCCACCCGAUAUUCGUAACGCAUUGA
Molecule: messenger RNA, 3210 nt
Organism: Microthlaspi erraticum
Lineage: Eukaryota; Viridiplantae; Streptophyta; Magnoliopsida; Brassicales; Brassicaceae
Source: the annotation of a GenBank genome assembly